Aspergillus luchuensis is the source of this 1659-nucleotide messenger RNA. Its product is annotated as putative MFS transporter. Gene Ontology annotation, biological process: transmembrane transport. The record is from RefSeq and is a predicted model, not a curated record. The transcript is spliced from 3 exons. The coding region runs from base 1 to 1659 and encodes 552 amino acids. NCBI's taxonomy places the organism in Eukaryota, Fungi, Ascomycota, Eurotiomycetes, Eurotiales, Aspergillaceae. Gene Ontology annotation, cellular component: membrane. Gene Ontology annotation, molecular function: transmembrane transporter activity.
AUGCCUCUUGAGUCCAAUGAAACCCUCGAUCGCGAGGAUGCCCCGUUCCUCGCCUCGGGUCAAAGGCCCUCCUCCCCAGUGGAAGAGGAGUCUGGCCCGUCGGAUGCAGAGAAAGAACACCUUCGGAAAACUCGCCUUCGCUUAAUGUUGACCCUUUUUGCCAUGAUCUUGGCCGUCGAAGUCGGCAUCUGCAUGUCCAACGGCCCCGUCACCCGUAUAUACGAGUCCAUCGCCUGUCGAGAAUACUACGCGCAAUAUGAUCCCACCCAGAUUGGGGCCGACGGCGAGGUCCAGGAGGAAUUGUGCAAAGUUAAAGCGGUCCAGCAGGAUCUGGCUGCAGUGAAGGGCUAUAUGGAGUUCUUCGAUGGCAUUCUGAGUGCUGUGCUAGCAAUUCCAUACGGCUUGUUGGCUGAUCGACGGGGCCGGAAAUCCACCAUCUGUCUGAGCAUUCCCGGUUUCGCCCUGAACUGCAUUAUUCAGCUGGUGGUUAUGUGGCGCCCAGACGUCUUCCCUCUGCGAACUGUCUGGGCAUCCUCUUUGGCUUGGUUGUUUGGCGGAGGCCCUGUUGUAGCAUUUGCCAUCAUCUGGACAAUGAUGUCGGAUGUGUCAACAGAAGAAGAAAGAGCGGCGAUAUUCUUCAGGUUCGGCGUGGCUAGCAUGGGAGCCGAUUUCGCCUCUAGUGCCGCCAGUUCCUGGUUGAUGGCAUUAGACCCAUGGCUUCCUCUGUUGUUGGGCUGGGGUUUGGCUGUUGUUGGCAUGUUCUUCGCCUUAUCAUUACCGGAAACGAUGCGUGUAGGGUCAUCGCAACCGUCUUGGAAGCAGCCGAGCAUGGAGAUGAGCCAAGUAUCACCCGGGAACGCCGAGUAUAAGGAAGUUCCCAGCAAGGAACAAGAACACGAGGUACUCAGCGAUGAAGAGACCCUCCAAGGGGAAGAAGCUUCUUUCACCGCGAAAGCAGCACGACCAACCUUCUUCGCUUCGGCGAAACAACGGUCGCGAGCCUAUUUCGCGCCGUAUUCCUUCAUUUUCAGAAACAAGCAGAUCAUGCUCCUCCUUACCGCGUUUCUUGUCUAUCGACUGAGCCGUGGCUCGUCCUGGUUUUUGGUCCAAUACAUCUCCACCCGUUACAAGUGGACCCUGGCAGAAGCGAACUUCCUCAUGUCAUUCAAGCCGGCCUUGACCAUCCCAUUGUUCCUGUUCAUCCUACCGGCUAUUUCACGACAACUUCUCAAAACCAUGAAGCCGACCCAGAAAGACCUGCAGCUCAUGCGCAUCAGUAUUGGGCUGUUGGCGGUCGGAACGUUGGGAAUCGGCCUUUCACCGAGCGUGGCGAUGUUGAUUCCCAGUCUGCUAGUUCAGACAUCCGGGUCUGGAUUUGUCUUCCUGACUCGUGCUCUCAUUACCACGUUGGUGAAUCGGGAAGAAACAGCCCGUCUCUUCACCAUUAUUGAGGUCCUGCAAUCAGUGGGCAAUGUCAUUGCCAGUUUGUCCAUCACCACAGUGUUCCAAAUUGGACUGGAACUUGGAGGGGCUUGGAUCGGUCUGGCCUGGAUGAUGACUGCGACAGCCUUCACUUUGGUAGGCGUCGCUAUCUGGAUGUUCCGGAUUCCUUCUCGUCAGUCGGAUGACAAGGUAGAGGAAGAGAAUGUGGUGUUUUGA